This is a messenger RNA of Galeopterus variegatus (Sunda flying lemur), 201 nucleotides long. RefSeq names its product ADP-ribosylation factor-like protein 17. The transcript is spliced from 2 exons. The coding region runs from base 1 to 201 and encodes 66 amino acids. The record is from RefSeq and is a predicted model, not a curated record. Lineage: Eukaryota; Metazoa; Chordata; Mammalia; Dermoptera; Cynocephalidae.
AUGAUGGAAGAAUUGCAUAGCCUGGACCCACGGCGGCAGGAAUUAUUAGAGGCCAGGUUUACUGGAGUUGGUGUCAGUAAGGGGCUAGCCGGACUCUACAUUCACCACCCGUCACCAGCCUGGGGACCAUGGCGCUGUAAUGACGUCAGCAGUGGUUUUCUGACUUCUCUGAUUCUCUGGAAAUCAGCUGUGGUAAAAUAA